Messenger RNA from Cyclospora cayetanensis, 2238 nucleotides. RefSeq lists its product as uncharacterized. Gene Ontology annotation, biological process: regulation of transcription by RNA polymerase II. The transcript has 2 exons. Gene Ontology annotation, cellular component: mediator complex. Gene Ontology annotation, molecular function: double-stranded DNA binding; transcription coactivator activity. Lineage: Eukaryota; Apicomplexa; Conoidasida; Eucoccidiorida; Eimeriidae. The record is from RefSeq and is a predicted model, not a curated record. Bases 1 to 2238 code for a protein of 745 amino acids.
AUGGCUAGGCAGAACAGGCAAGGCAGCAAGAAACGUGCGUUUCGUGAAUUUCGGGGUCCAGUGAGAGUUCCUGGAGGCGGCCUCACGGGGCCCUCCUCCUCCCCCAGAGGUUCCCCUGGCGAGGAGCAACCCCCCUUUCUUGCUACCCUAGAACCUGCAUCUGCAGCAGGCUUUAUUGGGGGGUAUAAUGCAAGCCGUCCCUCCCCCCCCAGAGUAUGGACUGCGCUCUGCUCCUUACAGCGCCUCCAGAAGAGGAGGCAGAAGGAUCCUCCUGUGCCUUUCCUCCCCUCGCUGCCCGCCUUCUACCAUCCUCACCCUUUGAAGCUGCAGCAAGAGCAGCAGAAACAGCAGCAACACGCAGAGGAGGAGCAGAGAGUGGGGCCCCUUCCCGAUAAGCUCCGUAGGGGCCUCGCAUUCGCUCUUCGAACUCUAGAAAAAGAACCGCAGAAGCCAAAGCCUUCCCAUCUCGCAUUGUUGCGCCUCGUGCUGCAGCACGAGGCUACAGAUGUAUACACCAUAGCGGCCAACCUGCCCGAGCAGAGUGGAAACCAGCCGCAGCAGCAGGAACAAGGUUCUGAGCAGGAUCUUGAGCAAAAGCACCUCCAACGCAGGAUGUUGCUGUCAUCCCCGUUCUUGCGGCGUUUAGAAGCGCUGCGCUUUCCCUCUUUGUUGCGGCUGUCUCCCCGGGAACUCAUGUUGCUGCUGCAACGUCGGGUGCAGUUGCUUUGUCCAGGGGGCGCAGAAGCUGCAGAAGGAGCAGCAACAGUGCUGCUUAGGGAGGAAGGGUGGACAGCAGCCGCUGUAAAGAAGUGGCUCCUCCAGAACCCCAAGGCCUUUAAAUCAAACCUUCCAAUAGACGAGGCAAUCGAUGCUGCGGCAGCGGCAGAUGGUGCAGCGGCGGAGGCUGCUGCCUCCGCUGCAACUCCCGAGGCUGCUGCCCUGGAGCCGCGUGCGAGCGCAGCAGCUGUACGUACAGCUGACGCUGCUGCAAAGGUUGCUGCCGAGGCCCACAGAACCGCAGCAGCAGCCUGUAUGAGGGAACGUCUUGCACGGUGGAAGCAGCUGGGGUUCAGUAGCGCUCAGCUGCAGCAAAUGGCACUGCAGCGGCCGCAGCUGCUGCAGCAGCAGCAGCCGGAAAAAAAGCUGAAACACAUCUUCAAAGUCUGGUUGCAGGUCCUUUCGACGAGGCCCUUCUUCUGGGGAGGGGAAGACGAUCCUCUUGUGCAGCAGCAGCAUCAGCAGGAAGAAGAUCAGCAGCAGCAUCAGCAGGAAGAAGAUCAGCAGCAGCAGCACGAUGACCAACCGAAGGAAAACAUCCAGUGGCUUCCCUGGUGGAAAGGCGAAGGCCCUCCACCUCCAGUUGAGCAGCAGCAGCAGGAGCAUCCGAAAGCUUCGGCUGUUGGGGGGCCCCCUCCGGGGGGCCCUUUGCUGGUUCCCCAGGGUGACGGACUCCUGUUGAAAGAGGUUUUCCCAGGUGAGGAGGAGGCAGCAGCAGCAGGAGAAGAAGCGGCGGCAGCAGCUCGUGCAGCUGCAUUGGCUCGACUGGAGCAGCAGUCUUCACGAGUUCAGGAAGCGCAGAAGCAGCUGCAAGAGCAACUGCGUCAGCUAGUGCUGCAGCACCCACGCCUGUUAAGUGUAGACCCUGAAGGGUCGCUUAAAGCAAAGCUGCUGUAUGUACAGAACUGCAUGUACACCCGGUUACAGGAGGUGCUGGAAUGGCCGCAGGCCCUGACCUACGGUCUGUACACCCGAAUAGUGCCGAGGCACCUGGCGCUGGUGAAUGAAUUUCUCAUCAGGACGCAUGCAGCCAGACGGCCGCACUCGAUCGAUGAGGGUGAAGAGGCUAAAGUAUACAGACAAUUUAGCCAAGACAGAAACCAGUGGAAAUUCAGGGAGCAACUACUGCAAGAGCAGCCCCUCCAUAUCGCUAGAAGAAGGCUGCAGCUGCUGCUGUUGCAGCAACAGCAGCAGCACUCUCAGCAAGAGCUAGAGGAGGCUAUUAACCGCGGCAACUCUCCUCUGUCUUCCAUGUUGGUCUUGCCACUAUUGCACCCCCAGCGGGGCUGGCGAGGUUUAGAGCCGUAUCAACCUCUGUGGUGUCCUCCCCUCCCUCCCCUUCGCCUGAUCCUCAGGAGUACAGACAGCGCCUUCUGCCAGGCAUUCCGCAUCCCGUACAGACGGUUUCUUGAGGCUAAGCAUGAUGCGCAACAAGUCAGGAACCCCCAAAGGCUUUUCUAG